CCCGCGCACGCGCACGCGCGCCUCCACGGCCGGGUCGCGGCUGGAGUGAGGGCGCGCUGUGUGGAGCAGCGGAGGCACGGCGCUGCUUCCACAGCUGCUCAGGAGGGGAGCAUGUCUGCAAUUCGAGCCAAGAAAGUGAAGAUGGCCACCAAAUCGUGCCCCGAGUGCGACCAACAGAUUCCUGUUGCGUGUAAAUCAUGUCCCUGUGGUUACAUAUUUAUUAGCAGAAAACUACUAAAUGCAAAACAUUCAGAGAAAUCACCACCGUCUACAGAAAACAAGCACGAGGCCAAGAGGAGGCGAACAGAGAGAGUUAGGCGAGAGAAGAUAAAUUCUACAGUAAAUAAAGAUUUAGAAAACAGAAAGAGAUCUCGAAGUAACAGCCAUUCAGAUCAUAUCAGACGAGGAAGAGGAAGACCUAAAAGUUCAUCCGCCAAAAAACACGAGGAAGAGAGAGAAAAACAGGAAAAGGAAAUCGACAUCUAUGCUAACCUCUCUGAUGAGAAGGCUUUCGUGUUUUCAGUUGCCUUGGCAGAAAUAAAUAGAAAAAUUAUCAAUCAAAGACUUAUUCUCUGAUAUUUGUCUUCAAACUCUGUUGGUUGCCACUUUCUUCAGGAUUACAUCAGCAAAUCCUCAGACAGUCGCAGACUGAGGAGCACUCGGACUGUGUGAAUGAGGGCCUCUGAUUGCUUUCUCUGUUUUCUAGUCUGCUGCCACGCUUUGGGAGCAAAGCUGUGGGCGAGACUUUGCUGGGAUUUCCUUGUUUACCAAGGGUCAUUAUCAGUGUUUUGUGUUGGGAUAUUACUAAAUGUAUUUACAAAAACAAACAAACAAAACGACCAGAAAAGCCCCGGAACCUGGAUGGGUCUUUCCAGAUUGAAGGGACAGGAGUGAGGGUGGAAUACACAGCUGGAGCAGCUGACAAGCUUGCUAGUUUUCAGGUUCGCACCAGAAAGUCCUGUCUUAAGUUCUGUCAGGAGAGUGACUUUUAAAUGUAUGUAUUUCAGGCUUUCACCAUUAACAGAUUGCAUAUAUACAAUCCAUUGACUUUUAAUAAAUUGGUAAUUGAUAUUUUAUUGAAUGGAGAAUACGAAUAUAGAUUAUAAAUUCUGUCUUUGACCUUUUUCUU
This is a messenger RNA of Mus pahari (shrew mouse), 1129 nucleotides long. RefSeq names its product chromosome 20 C16orf87 homolog (gene Hdip1). The transcript is spliced from 4 exons. Bases 112 to 576 code for a protein of 154 amino acids. NCBI's taxonomy places the organism in Eukaryota, Metazoa, Chordata, Mammalia, Rodentia, Muridae. The record is from RefSeq and is a predicted model, not a curated record.